This is a messenger RNA of Vitrella brassicaformis, 3153 nucleotides long. The record is from the annotation of a GenBank genome assembly. Lineage: Eukaryota; Vitrellaceae.
CUCGAGUCGAUUGACGGACAGACAGACAGACAGACAGACAGACAAGAGAUGAGAUGAGAUGAGAUGAGACGAGCAUCGUGAGAGUGUGGACAGGCGAGAGAGUGAGAGUGAGUGCAAGAGUGAGACGGAUGGGGUAGAGAACGAAUGGGCGGAUACGCCACGGCAGACGCGCGGACGGACGGACAAACACGGCUGGCUGGCUUGCUGGCUGCUGGUAGGCUGUGGUGUGUCCAUCAGUCCAUCCAUCCAUCACUUGCUCUUCCCCUUUGGGGGCGGAUCGGGGAUCUGCACCUCCGGGUGGUAGCGGUUGAUCUCCUUCAGAAACGCAUACCUAACACACACACACACACAACCAUCAGACACGCCUUGCUUGCCGCCUCGUCUUGCGUGUGGUGUGCUGUGGUGGUGUGCCGGCGCACGUACCGCAGCUGUGGCUCGUCCAUGCUCUCCCAGUCGUCGAAUGGCAGCUUCACCUUCUCCUUCGCCGUCAUUUGCUGGACCAAUAUGGACAGACACAAGGACGGACGUGUGUGACGGCAAUCGUAGCGUCGCGUCUGUGCGGGCUGAUUGACUGUGUCACCUCGACGUUGUGGUUUCUUAUGUCUUUGAAGAGCGGGUGUGCGAGUGCCUCGUCGAUGCCGACCCGCUUGGAUGGAUUGAACACCAACAUGCGCUUCAACAGAUCCACCGCCUCAGCUGCACACGGCGCAAGAGACAAUAGAAUGCACCAGACACCUGUGUAUGUGUUUGUGCGUGUGUGUUGGCUACGUGAAGCGGCCGGGAAUCGGUGGGCGAUGUUGAUGCCCUCUCGCUGGUGGAAUAUGCGGAUGUAGCUGACCAGAGAACAGAGGCAGCAACACAGACACGCACGACACGGAGAGAGUGAGAGUGGAGCAGGCAGCAGACAUCGAUUGAUGGUGUGUGUCCGUUGGCCAUGCAACUGACCGCUUGGCGUCUUCCUUCUCGAGUGCCUCGAUGUCCUCGUCGCCGGGCGUGCCGAUGAUGUUGAAGAUCAUGUUGAGCUGGUCACGGUUGCCCCGAGUGUGGAACCUAUGUGUCACACACAUGCCAUGAUGUACUCUGGCGCGAGUGUGUGAUUCUGUCUGUCUGUCUGUCUGUGAGUGUGUGUGUGUGUGUGUGAGUACUUGUAGUCAGUAGCGUGCUUCUGGUCGGGGGAGAGGGGGAAGCACGAGGAGCCGGGGAACAGCGGGCCGCGGUCCGAGUGGUACGGCACAUUCUCCUUCUGCAAUACAUCCAUCCAUCAAACCAAUCACACUCUUACAGGAACCUCUCUCUCUGGGUGUCUGUGUUAGUGUAUGUGACCAUCAUGUUGAGGAGCUCAGCGAAGAUGCAUCCGAUGGACCACACGUCGAUGGCGUCCGUGUAGUUCUCCUGGAGCAAAAUCAAUUCUGGCGCCCGGUACCACCUGUCAGCCACCACCCAGGGAGGGCAUCACAACAAACACGGCAGAACGGCAUGAGCGAGCCACGCCCGUCGGCCAGGCAGUCGGUGCGGUGGAACAUUGUGUGUCUUGUUGACUGACUAACCGUGUGACGACGUGUCCGGUGAGUUGCCGCUUGAGGUUCUUGGUGUGGGGCACGCCCAUCAUCUCCUGCUCGUCCCUGCAGCCAGCACAAGACCAGACCAAACCACACACAGAUGGUGUGUGUAUAUGGCUCCCUCUGUCUGCGCGUGUGUGCGUUCGUGUGUGCCAUACCGUGGUGAGUUUGGCAGUUUGGGGUCGACCGACUUGUCCACCGUGCGGGCCAGACCGAAGUCACUGGAUAUAUCAGUCACAGUCACAUCAGAGGUGAAACGAACGGCCUCUCUGCACGUGUGUGUCGGUGCGUCGAUCGAUGCGUCGGUUGUCUCACCAGACUUUGACGGAGCAAUCCUGGUUCACCAAACAGUUGGCGGGCUUCUGCACACAGACCAAGAAGCACACAAAGGGCAGCUAUGCUUCUCUUUCUUCUCGUCCUGCAGUGCCGCUGUGUGUGUGUGUUGGGGUGGCGUACGAGGUCCCUGUGGUAGAUGCCUGCUGAGUGGACAUACUUGACGCCCACGAUGAGGUUGUACAGCAGCGUCUUGAUGUGCAGCUCCGACAGAUACACCGGCGUCCUGCGCACAUAGUGAGUGACGUGGAUCAAUCAACCAAUUAAUCACUCACUCACGACCGCCUGCCUGGCUGCCUGGCUGCCUGGCUCGCUCGCUGAGUGAUUGACCCACCUGAAGAGCUUCUUGAAAUCGCUAUCGGCAAUCUCCAGCACCAGAUACAGCUCCUGACCAAGAACAAGUGGCAGGCACCACACAGACAGUCCAGCCCCCAUCAGUCCGUCCCCCUGUGCCAAUCUGUCGCGUACGUCGAAUUUCUGGACGUCUUGCGGGACGCAUAUGUCGAGGACUUUGACGAUGUGGUCGUGAUUGAGUCGGUUGAGGAUGGCGAUCUCUCGGAGGAUGCGCUUGCAGUCGAUCAGGUCCUCGAACACCCGGUGGAUCUUCUUGAUGGCCACCACGCGCUUCUCCUUACGGUCGUACGCCUCGCACACGUGACCUGAACGAGCCAAUCAAUCAAUCAAUCAACCAACCAACCAAUCAAGGAAGCAACACCGGCUGAGCGUGUGGAGGCCAUACAGUACACCCGUCUCUGCACUGCAAGCAGCUGUCUGCUUUCUGUCUGGGCUUCCCCCCCAUCUCCCUCCCUCAGCAACCUAUCACUGCGGCCUGCCUGUCUGCCUGAGGCAAGUGCGUCAGUCAGUCAGCCACCCAGCUAGCACUGGAGCCCCGCACCAUCCCCCCUUCCCCGAGGCGCGUGUCAGUGUGUGCCUACCGUAUGAGCCCGUGCCGAUGAGGUGUCGUAUUUCGUAUCGGUCGGGGAUUUGCCAGUCCGAGUGAGGCCGGGGGAUGGCCGCUGUCGGCUUCGCCAUUCUUCCUUGAGGGGGUCAGGUCACGGGACGAAAAAAAUUGAGUCAAGGGGUGCGGUGGGGAGAGCUGACUGGCCGGCUGUCCUGUUUGUUCAGUCAGCUGCAGACCCCCUCAGUUUCAAUCACACGAGGCCGAGCAAGGCCUUUGCUUCUUCAGUUGUCAGACGACGGGACCACCUCUUGUUCGCCGUCCCUCGCCGCGAGCGGGAGCAUUCCCUGACACACGCGAAUC